AUGAUGUUCGGACUAAUCCUCCUCUUCUCUGCUCAACCCCUGCUCGAGUUCAGUUGCGUAUUUGCUUGCAGCUUCGCAACUGUGGAUUUGAUCAACGAUCUUCAAGAAAAUCAGAGGAAGGCCACUUUGUCUCUGCUAGCGAAUGCGAAAGAGAUCUGUGCCAAGCAUGGGAUUAUUGCUGAGAUGGCCACAGAAGUUGGGGAACCCAAAGAAGCGAUCUGCGAGGCAGCAGAGAAGCUCGAUAUUCAGCUACUUAUUUUGGGAAGUCAUGGUCGGGGAGCCAUUCAAAGAGCAUUUCUGGGGAGCGUGAGCGAUUACUGCGUCCACAAUGCCAAGUGCCCCGUUCUUGUUGUGAAGAGACCAGCCUGAAGAGCCUCAUGUUUAUCUUUCAGAUCACAAGUAAUGUAGAAACUUACGGAAUCGUAGUCAACUCAUCACGUAUGAGAAUAGUCCCAUGAAUGCGUGGGUUGGCAAUCUUCCAUGCAAAAGCAGAAGUGGCCGGGGCCGAACAAAUGGGCCCGAAGCCCGCCCGGCCCGGCCCUUGCUCAGCCCUAUCAUGGGCAUUGCCAAGUUUAUCUUGUUUCUUGAAAAGCAUAGGCUCAAUAGGAUCUACUUACAUUCACUUUUAAAUUUAUGUAUAUUUUUUUGGGUCUACAUCAGGAAUGAGUUGGAGGAGCAUGCUCAUUUCCAUCCAUAUCCUUUGACGGAAGGAUUAACAUGAACAAAAAAAUCCAUAGUUCAUAGUCCC
Molecule: messenger RNA, 748 nt
Organism: Syzygium oleosum
Lineage: Eukaryota; Viridiplantae; Streptophyta; Magnoliopsida; Myrtales; Myrtaceae
Product: universal stress protein A-like protein
Exons: 4
Coding region: 1-369 (122 amino acids)
Source: RefSeq, a predicted model, not a curated record